CUCUUUUAUGACCAACCCUCUUUCAUCCAGGCAGGCGUUUGUUCGCUGGAUUUUAUAAGAGCCUGUUUAAUUACAUAUAUAUAUAUUUUUUAAACACAGUCUAUGAGCUACAGUGUCGGGGCUGCUGAGACUGAAGAGAAUCGAGGAAACCUACCACAGGUGAAAGGAGGUUUUACGACGCUGCGGUACAGAUGAUUGAACACUUUAGCAGUAACUCAGCGCAAUCUCCCCGCUUACCCUGACUGAAACGGGGCGGAAAUUGAGGCUAAAACACUUUGGAACAACUAAAAAGGGACCAAGUUCUGUUUCCGAGCGAAUCUAAAACCCGCUGCGUUGUUUCCCCAACUGGGCUUUCUGUGGAAGAUGUGACCUUUUCUGUUGCGCCCCGUGGAGAAAAUCACUGCUUUUUUUCUUUUGUUAUUAGUUCUUUUUUUUUUUUUUUUUCUUUUGUUUUUUCCACCCCCUAAUCAGUUACUCGAGCUUGACAUGUCUUUUUGUGGGAUUACACGUGGAGAUAUGAUCACUGUGAGAGACCGAGCUGGAUUGUGAAUUUACUGUCAGCGCUUUUUUUUCUUCUUUAUUUUUUCUUUAUUUCUUCUUCCUUUUUUAAAACUUGUCUCCAUAACGAAGGAAGUGCUCUAGCUGUUUUCUUCAAUGGCUUCAGUGUCAAGGUUGGGAAGACGCAAAGAUGCCAGUCGCUGGCCGAGAAUGUCGUCAAGUUUCUGGGCUGUGCUGCUCCUGACAGCGCUGCUGCUUCUCUAUUGCGGCCAGCUGGCAGCGGGGACAUGUGAGAUUGUGACGCUGGACAGGGACAGCAGCCAACCACGGCGGACCAUCGCCAGGCAGACGGCCCGCUGUGCCUGUAAGAAGGGCCAGAUCGCUGGAACUACAAGAGCUAGACCCGCCUGUGUGGACGCUGGUAUUGUUCGGAAAAAGCAAUGGUGUGAGAUGGUGCCGUGUUUGGAGGACGAGGGUUGCGACCUGUUAGUCAAUAGAUCUGGCUGGACUUGUACGCAGCCCGGAGGCCGAGUUAAAACCACUACGGCUCUAUGACGUGACAAGAGUCCCCCUCGACACUCUUGCACUAUGGAAAGCAUUGAUGACCCCUUGACAGACAGCCAAUUUCCAGCUACCACCACCACCACCAUUACAACAGCUCCGCCCUUACCUUGGCCUCAAAGGCAGGAAGCAACACAAGCAGCUACAGAGCACCAAGAGCCUUGUGAAGGCAGUAAGGUCUCGUAACACAGCCAGAGACGGGAAAACCAGGGAGUGAUUGUUUGAGGGAGUCAUCUCUCCCUGUGACACUGGACAAACUUACUAUAAAACACUUCCUGUUUCCUGUGACUGGCCACCGCGGGUUUCUGACUGCUCCCUCCUGCUAUCUGUCGUUGGGUCAACACGUUGUAUCCACCUCCUCUCCACUGUUAUCUGCCUGCUCUGUGAAUUUAGCAGCACAUGCUCAUGCCACGGAGGUUCGGACACCUUAAAAUCCCAUGAAUGUUUUUUUUUUUUU
Molecule: messenger RNA, 1516 nt
Organism: Haplochromis burtoni (Burton's mouthbrooder)
Lineage: Eukaryota; Metazoa; Chordata; Actinopteri; Cichliformes; Cichlidae
Gene: tafa5a
Product: TAFA chemokine like family member 5a
Exons: 5
Coding region: 655-1053 (132 amino acids)
Biological process (GO): G protein-coupled receptor signaling pathway
Molecular function (GO): G protein-coupled receptor binding; receptor ligand activity
Source: RefSeq, a predicted model, not a curated record